This is a messenger RNA of Scylla paramamosain (green mud crab), 2791 nucleotides long. Its product is annotated as fibrocystin-L-like. The coding region runs from base 1935 to 2459 and encodes 174 amino acids. Lineage: Eukaryota; Metazoa; Arthropoda; Malacostraca; Decapoda; Portunidae. The record is from RefSeq and is a predicted model, not a curated record. The transcript has 8 exons.
AGUCUUCAGAGAGAGUCAGACUUGAUCAGUUCACAUUCAGUCCAGUUCAUAUCAGUUCAGAGAGGAGCACAUCGGUAUCGUCACGUCUGUAAUCAAUUGUGUCUCGAUAUCAUGUGUGUACAUUCUAUCCAUUAUUAAAUCUAGAACUUUUAUAGAAUGUCCUUUGCUCGCACAAAUCAACAAUAUCAAACCACUACCCACGACCUCCACGCUACCAACAAUAUCAAGCUACUACGCGGUCCUCCAGAGCAGCCACCACCACACCAAGCAUCAUCAACAGAGACAUUCAUCAUUUCAACGGAGCGGUAAGAAGUACAUCAUCAAAACAGUGUGGUCAACAUCAUCUGGAACACUGGUGACAACAAGUGGCCAAAAUUUACGGAAACAGUGGUAGCAACGGUGUUGUGCGAUCGAAGACACGAACUCUCGACUUUCUCAAAAUCCAGUACAUGCUGAGACAAGAGUAUCAUAAUCCCAUCGCAGGCAAGUUGCGAGACGUUGUCAUUUCCUACCACGCUCAAAUCGUGGGUUACCACACUCUCCACGUGCUAUCUUCCCUGCCGCUUCUGCCUCUUCUCCGCUCCUGACUCAUCCCCGUAGUCACACCUGUCUGCCAUCACACCUGUCGCCGCCUAUUCCUACUCAUCACGCCGCUCCUCUUUGCUGGUUGCCGUUCAUGCUUCUUCCUGAAUUGUGGGUAUCCCUUGGUUCCUUCUCCGAGCCACCCCCACCUCUCCCAUCCGAGUACUCGAGGUCAAGCCUCAUCGCCACCACCACUCCCCACCCAGCCCUUCUCAAUGCCCGGACUCGCCCAAGGUCAUCUUUCCAAGUUUGCUCCCAGCAGUGAUCUUCCCAGUCAUCUGGGGCCAGAUCCACGAAACGGUUAUUAUCAACCUCCGGCAGCCAAAUGGUAUCCACGAACGCAUAAGAGGUUGGUGUUGCCAUGGUAGCAAGGUAGUUACACCACCUCCUGAGGUGGUGUAAGUUAACUCGCCCGAAAACUCUUAUUUAAAUAUUUAUGUGCACAAAAUAACUUUUCUUUUUAUUAUUAUUUACAAGCUUUAUCACCAAGAAAGUAUGGUUUUGUGAUGCAUAAAGUGAAAUCUUGCAUGGAACACUGAAAACGAAGCAUGAAAAGGAAGAGGCUGAUUUGCCCCACACGUGCGCGCUCCCCAUUCCGCCUCGCAGCAAUAAGUUUGUAUUGUGAUUAAGUAUUGUUUUCGUCGCUUCUCCUGCAUAUAUUGGAUAUUUUCUUUGCAUACUUCCACGUUCGUGCCUUGAGGCGAGAAAGGCGCUUUUGGAAUCGCCUUGAUUCCUUGGCAUUGAGUGAUGAUGAGCUGAUGCUCAAAUACCACUUCCCUAGGCAGUUGCCAGUGGGUCCUUCCAAAACGUCAUUGGAGACACUGCAGGACUUACGCAAGUGUCAGCAGGGUCUUCGAGUGUGUGUGCAUUGUGUUGAGUGAUAAGUCGGUGCAGGAAAUCAAGAUGCCUUCAACACACCUUGAUCAAAGGAGAACUGCACAGCAGUUCUUCAGGAUCAAAAAUUUCUUAAGAGUUAUUGGGACCAUUGAUGGCACCCACAUUGCCAUCAAGGCCCGAAGAGUGGACGAGGCCCUCUACUUUAACUGGAAAAGCUAUCACUCCCUCUGAAAAUCCAACUUGUUUGUGAUUUGAAUGGAGUGAUCCUCAGCUACUGCUUCAGAUUCCCAGUUGCCUUGGAAAGUGCAUUCCUGGCUGAGUGUGGUGCGUGUGCCUGCUACUCGUGUGGUGGUGCUGCUGCUGCGUGAAGCCUCUGCCGUGGGAACCCACCACAAAUAGCUAAUGGAUUCUGUAUGACGGGAUCAGCAGCAGACAGAAUUGCAGUGAUGUAUUAACAUGCCUAGGGACAGCCUUGGGGGCAUCCAUUACUGGCAGAAGCCCGAGUGUGCUGAGUGAUGGGGCGGCAUGACCUUGCACAUCAGAGGGUCAGGCAGUGCAGUGCAGACUCCAAGGCUCCCCAAGUGUACAGCAUUGUUGUGUGUGUGGAUGGGGUGUGUGUGCCAGACUCCUCACACUCUGUAUUGUAUGGCUGGGCAAGGUCACCUACUAUUGAGACAGUAGCUCUUCUUUGGUCAUUGCCAGGCUCUCUUUUGGAUCUUCAUGGCAGUUUCCACAACAGCAAACACUGCAAGCUUGAUCACACUGAUCUUGUCUCCAGUGAAGCUAAGAGUGGGAAUGUUUUUACCAAGGCCUUUGUUGGAGGCGUCCCCUGUGAUAUAGUGGACGACAACCUGGAGCUCUGUGACACACUGACAAGGGAGAAGGUUACUUGUCGCUCCAAGGCUAAGCUGGUCGGCCCCAUGAAUGUCACUGUCUGCAUUACCGGAAGAGGAGCGUCUGAAGUGACCAAGAUAGGAAGGUACGUGGACUCCCAGGACAGGCUGUACCAGUUCCUCACAUAUGCUGGUGUGUACAUAUAGUGUGCCUGCACGUGUAUGCAUGUGAAUCUAGUCUUACCUUAUGUUACCUAAACCAGUGUAACCUGACUUUAUCCUGACUACUGGAAAUAACUGUAUAGGAAUUAAGCUUGUAAUGCCCUGUGUUUUAGCAUUAGAUUGUUGUGUUUUUCUUAGUUUUUACAGGGUGUCCUGCAAGUUUAGGUACACACUUUAGGUAUGAUAGUUCAAGUAAUUCUAAGUUGAAAAUACUCUAUACACAUAUGCUGUAUUUUGUUUUAUUUUGUGAGAAAUUAAUGUGUAGCUAAGUUGUGAGUUGCGGGAGCCGCUUGCCUGGGUAUGCCUCCGCCUCCUUC